Molecule: messenger RNA, 1254 nt
Organism: Danaus chrysippus (African queen)
Lineage: Eukaryota; Metazoa; Arthropoda; Insecta; Lepidoptera; Nymphalidae
Source: the annotation of a GenBank genome assembly
AUGGGAAACAAAACACUUUCACUGGAUGAAUUGAAUGCGAUUAUCGCUAAUACAGAAGAAAUAGAGGAAGGUGUAGUCAUAAAAGACUACUCUAUAAAUCAAGCGAGUGAUAAAAUGCUUGGUUUUCUUGGUGAUUAUUGGAAACUGGAAGUAGAGUUGGUCACACGUGACAAUGACACGUUACGUAAAAUAUUCUUCAUCAAAGCAAUUUCGAAAUCCAACGACGCCAAAGCCGACAUGGCAAGAGACAUGAAUUUGUUUGAAAAGGAAUCUUGGUUUUACAACGCCAUGAUAAAGAAAAUGUCCAAAAACGGUCUCAAACCUUGGAGUUCCCGUUUGAUCACAUCGACUAAUGAAGCGAUGGUCUUCGAAGAUCUAAAUGCCCUUCAAUACAAAAAUAGAGAUAAAUUUAAAGUUUACGACGAAGAGCAUAUUUUACUCGCCCUAAACACGCUUGCUAGAUUUCAUGCUUCCUCUAUCAUCUUAGAAGAAGAGAAGAGCAAACAAAUUGAAAAACCGUAUUUUAUAAAUGAUAAAUAUCUGUUUGAUAAAGGUGGUUACAAAAAACAUAAUACAUGGUUUGAGCAAUGUAUGAAAGGAUCGUUAGAAAUAGUCACAACUAUGUCCAAGUAUAGAAACGAUGCAAAAGCUUUACAACAAAUAGAAAAUAAAUGGUCUGAAGUAUGGUACAAAGCGUUGGAAAUUACCGAAAUGUCAAAUAAAUACCGUAACGUAAUUUGUCACCGUGAUUUAUGGAAUAAUAAUAUAAUGUUUCGAUAUGAAAAUGUUAAUAAUACUGUGAAAGCCGUUGAUUGUCUGUUUGUCGAUUUUGCCGCUGUGUCAUUACAACCGCCAGCUAGUGAUGUGAUGCUUCUCCUCUAUUGCACAUUAGAUCCGGUUUUUCGUGAACAAAAUUUAAAUUAUUUCCUUAAUUACUACUAUGAACAACUUAAAAAUAAUCUUAGCACUAAUGGAAUAACAAUUGAGAAUGUCAUACCAUUUAGGGACUUUAUAGAAUCUUGCGAGGAACAAAGAUUGUGGGGUAUUAUUGUUAGCGCCUGUCUCGUCCCUCAAUUUUGGAUAAGUGAGGAGCUCACUAAGAAGAUAUUCUGUAAUACUGAGGAUUUCGAAAAAAUACUCAACAAUGAUAAAGCUACUUUUAUUAGAGCAAUGAUUAAUAAUAACGAAGGUUAUAAGAAAAAAAUCCUGCCUAUAUUCGAAGAAAUUGUUCAUCGAUAUUGUUUAAGUACGUAA